Molecule: messenger RNA, 7269 nt
Organism: Corythoichthys intestinalis (scribbled pipefish)
Lineage: Eukaryota; Metazoa; Chordata; Actinopteri; Syngnathiformes; Syngnathidae
Product: teashirt homolog 1-like
Exons: 2
Coding region: 750-4013 (1087 amino acids)
Biological process (GO): regulation of transcription by RNA polymerase II
Cellular component (GO): nucleus
Molecular function (GO): DNA binding; DNA-binding transcription factor activity, RNA polymerase II-specific
Source: RefSeq, a predicted model, not a curated record
GGUGGGCUCCGGCUUGUCAGGGUGACGCGUCUUGAAGGGGUGGAGUAAAAAAGCAGCGGAGAGGCCGGCCCCGGCUGCGUUGCGUGUGUCCGUCCAUCAGUGCGAGCCGCGCCAUCAUCCUCCUCAUCGCAGCCGCCACCGCGGAGGAGCUCUCGCUUCUUCUUCUUCUUCGUCUUUGUUUGUUUUUGAAACCGCCAACAAUCAUAUUGACGGAGAGUCCGCGCGCGCGCGCCUGGGAGUCUCGCGGGCUCGCGCACGCCCAAUGACUGACACGCCGAGCGAGCGCGGUCUCUAAACGUGUCACUCUCUGCUUUUUCCUCGUCGCUCCCACAGAGUGUCACGGAAGCUCCCACGGCCCACAGCGGCAAAGCCCCCCUGCGGUCCCCCCACGAGAGUUCCGAACUGCUCCGCCGUACUUUUAGGGCCGCGAAGGUAGGAAAUAGUCCCGUAAAAAGAGGGACUUGGAUCGGAGGUGGGGGGGCCUCGCUUCCCUUCCCCGAACCACCUCCGGUACAUCCAUACGGAACCUCCGGCAACUUCGUGGACCUUCUCUCUCCGUUUUUGCGGAAAUACUCACCACGAGUAAUGAGUUAAAAAGCGUCCGUUUUUUUCUUGUCAAGCACCUAGGAAACGCGAAGCAAGGAUCUACGACAGGACUCCCGGGACUCGCCACCGCUUUUUGUUUUUUAAUUUUUUAUUUUUGGUUGAGCAGUUCGGAGUCUCUGCAUGAAAAGUCCAGCAGCGGCAGCAUGCCGAGGAGGAAGCAGCAAGCACCGCGGCGCUCAUCAGCUUACGGUCCCGAGGACGAGUUUGGAUCGGACAAGGCCGAUGAAGAAGAACCCCUUCAGGAUGACGGCCUUUCUAUGGACGGCCAGGAUACAGACUACAUGUUCAACGACGACGAAGAUGUCAGAGACCGCUUCAGCUGCCAGAACUCACCUCUCAGCAACGGCACAAACCAGGAUGCCGGCUACGCCUCACCGCUCAGCGCAACCAGCGACCACCUGGGAGACCUCAAAACGCCGCCGUUAUUCAGCGACGCUCGGCAAAACCUUCAGGAGAAGCCGCAGGAGAGCCCCGAGCCUCUCAACGGCCUCUCACUGCAGGACAGUUUGGCCAAAAUGAAAGCCGUUUAUGCAAACUUGAUCUCUGACGCCUCAUGGUCGAACCUCGCUUUGGACAUGCUAAAAGGUAAACAAGACGAUGACGUUACUGUGAAUAAGAACAACAAAAGUGAACACGAGACCAACGGAAUCCUAAACAACCAUAGCCAAGCGAGCAUCCCAUCAAAGACUAAAUUGACCAGCACCUGCUCUAGCACUAAUACAACUACCAGCAGUACCGCCGCAUCUCGAACCACGUCCAACAACACCGGUGUCAACUCGGGGUUGGCCUACGACUGGCACCAGGCAGCUUUGGCUAAAACCCUGCAGCAUACGCCGUAUCAGCUUCUUCCAGAACCAAGCCUCUUCAGUACCGUGCAGCUCUACAGGCAAAACAACAAGCUGUACGGACCAGUGUUCACAGGUGCCAGUAAGUUCAGGUGCAAGGACUGCAGCGCGGCCUAUGACACUCUAGUGGGUCUGACCAUCCACAUGAACGAGACAGGCCACUACCGCGACGACAAUAAAGACACAGAGGAUGAUAGGGGCAAGAAGUGGUCCAAGCCCCGCAAACGGUCUCUCCUGGAAAUGGAGGGAAAGGAAGAUGCCCAGAAGGUUCUUAAAUGCAUGUACUGCGGCCACUCGUUUGAGUCCCUGCAGGACCUCAGUGUCCACAUGAUCAAAACGAAACACUAUCAGAAAGUGCCUCUGAAAGAACCAAUGCCAGCACUCACCUCCAAGCUCGUCCCACCGACCAAAAAAAGAGCCUUUCAAGACUUGAUUUCGCCAACUUCUCCUGACCCCGUGUCUUCCAGUGUCCCACUCGGAGAGACCACCAAAGACCAGAGGAUGACCAAUCCCUACGUCACUCCCAACAACCGCUACGGUUACCAGAACGGCGCCAGUUACACAUGGCAGUUCGAGGCACGCAAGGCUCAAAUCCUCAAGUGCAUGGAGUGUGGCAGUUCACACGAUACCUUGCAACAACUCACAGCGCACAUGAUGGUCACGGGGCACUUUCUCAAAGUCACCAACUCGGCUUCUAAGAAGGGGAAGCAGCUCGUAUUUGAUCCCACUAGUGAAGAAAAAUUUCAGUCCAUUCCGUUGCCACCGACGACAACCAAGCUCCCGGCUUCCAACGGGAAGUCACAAGCUGACUCCCCUUUGCCGCCAGCUAGCCCCGAGGAGGAGAAUAAAGAUGGAGAGGAUGAAGAAGCAGAUGAAGAAGCUGCAAUGACAGUAGAACCAGAUAAAAAGAUUAAGGAAGAGAAGGAAGAUCCUCCUGAGAAGUCGGAUAAAGCCGAAAAGGCUAAGUCCUACCAGUAUCUCACAGAGGAAGACUUGGAGGAGGCGCCUAAAGGGGGACUGGACAUAUUGAAAUCGUUAGCAAAUACAGUUUCUAGCGCAAUCAGCAAGGCACAAACGGGCACGCCAACAUGGGGCGGUUACCCCAGUAUUCACGCUGCCUACCAGCUACAGAGUUCUCUCAAAUCCACUCUGCCUUCUUGCACGCAGGUUCAGCCUUUAUUCAGCAGUAACUCUAUUAAGAUUGUGCCCUCUGACAUGGCGCCCAGCAGCCCAUCGUCACCGCCGAGCAACAAAAAUAACGUGCAAGCCAUGGAGAAAUUGGUGGAGAAGGUAACUGGGAAAAGCUCAAUGAAGAUCGAAAAAGAAGAGAAGUUGAGGUCUGAGAAGUCGCCAUCGCCAGCGACGAACAAGCAGGUUUCCCCUAAUCCAGAUAAGACAGUCAUAGACAAAACUGAGUAUAAAGUCAAAGAAAGUAGAAAAGUUGCACAGAUCAAGGAAGAGGCAUCUUCACCCAAAAAGGUUGUUAAUGACAACUGCAACAACCUGAGCAUUAUCACCGACCACUCCUCUGAGCUGCCCCUCGUCAACCCCCUCAGUGCCCUGCAGUCCAUCAUGAACACUCACUUGGGCAAAGCUUCCAAGGUGACCGCACCCUUCAGCGACCCUUUUGCCGCACUCUACAAGCUCAACGGCAAGUCUUCUCAAAUGAAGCCAGUCGAGCCUGCGAUUGAGUACCAAAAUGAUGACCAGCCCAUGGAUUUGACCAAGUCAAGGAGCACUAACGGAGCCCCGGUGAGCUGUACCACACCAAACCGACAACUGGGAUCCAAAAGUGCAUCCCUUUCAUCCUCUCCACCACUCCGGGAGAAUGCUUUAAUGGACAUAUCGGACAUGGUGAAGAAUCUGACGGGCCGCUUGACGCCCAAGUCCACGACUCCAUCCUCAAUCUCGGACAAAUCCGACGUUGACGGAGGAACCUUUGAGGACAGUCUGGAGGAGCUCUCACCUAUCCAGAGGCGAAAGGGCCGACAGUCCAACUGGAACCCGCAGCACCUCCUGAUCCUUCAGGCGCAAUUCGUCUCAAGCCUGCGAGAAACCCCUGAGGGGAAAUUCGUCAUCAGUGACCUAGGACCCCAAGAGCGGGUGCACAUCUGCAAAUUCACUGGUCUCUCCAUGACCACCAUCUCGCAUUGGCUGGCCAAUGUGAAGUACCAGCUAAAGCGGACUGGUGGCACCAAGUUCCUCAAGAACAUGGACUCGGGCCAGCCGCUGUUUCUCUGCGGCGACUGCGCCUCACAGUUCAGAACUCCUUCCUCCUACAUCCGCCACUUGGAGUCCCACCUGGGCUUCACCCUGCAAGACCUCUCGAAGCUUUCCAUAGACUUCCUGGAGCAACAGGUUGUCGGCAGGACGGACGAAAAGACUCUGGUCCCGUCUGAGUUCAGGGAACACGACGACAGCGACAGCGGGUCGCUGAAUCAGUGCAAACUGUGCAGUCGGACCUUCGUGACCAAGCACGCCAUCAAACUGCACCUUUGCAAGACGCACGGCAAAUCCCCCGAGGACCACUUGAUUUUUGUCAAAGAUUUUGACAAGCAGUGACGUUUGGCCAGGAACGGGACUACCAUUGCACUAGAAUGCCCAGCUUCAAUCUGUCCAGAGUGCCACAACUGUACAAAGCGUCAUCGCCGCACACAUGUUAGAUUUACCGAAUGACGUAUCGUUCGUUCUUUCCAUUUCUAAUUGGUCAUUGUUAAUAGAAAUUACGGGAAAAGUGACUUAUUUUGAAGAAAUGGCAAUAGAAAAUAGGAAAUGAGUUCAUACGUAUGAGACGUCCAACAUUCGUUUACUCGCUGACACCCUCCGAAUUCCAAUAGAUUGGAUGUCUUGCACCAUCAAUGGCAGGCAAUGAGUUCAGUAGGGCUGCAGCUAUCGAUUAUUUUACUAGUCGAUUAAUCGAUGAACUAGUUGGUUCGAAUAAUCGAGUAAUCGGAUAAGAAACAUGAAAAAUAAAAUUACCUGAGCUGAGCCUCAAACGGUAUUAAAAAAAAAAAAAAAAGAUCUAUGUACAACAAAAUAGAAAUUGGCUAAUUUACAUAACAAAAGUCCGCUAGCUUAAAUGCUAUAAAAUGCUGAUGUUUUUUUUUUUUUUUUUACAAUGCUCUUAACAAAUGGUUGAGACACAUAUUCCCACAAAAAUAGCCAAAUAUACCUAUAAACCAAAUUACGAAUGCAUUAAAAAACAUGAACUCAAACAAAAACUUAGCUUAUGUUGGUCUUAACAGGGAGCAGUUGGAAUCAGCCAUGUGAAAAGUGUAUCCACCCUAAUCAAUAAAACUUAAUGCAAACACUUUCAAACCCUAACCCAUUACAACGCCACUUUAAUUAAACGAAUACUCGAAGCAACAAAAUUUAAUUCGAAUAUUUUUUUCUAGUCGAAUACUCGAGUUAAUCGAUUAAUCGUUGCAGCACUAGAGUUAAGCUCAUUAAGUAUGUGAGACUUAAGGUUAUCUUAGAAUACCGUGUUGGCACGAGUAUAAGACGGCCCAGAUUAUAAGACGACCCCCUGUUUUUCAAGACUCAAGUUUGAAAAGAAGACAUUUUGAACACCAAAUUAAUUUUUAUACAGAAAAUAAUUACAGUACAUCCGAAACAAAUGAUUGUAACAAUAUAUUUGAGAGAAAAAGCAUGUUAUUUUGCCUCAUUCAAAUCUUAAUAUCUGAAGAUUUAAAUAUUAGGGCUGUCAAACGAUUAAAAUUUUUAAUCGCGUUAAUUACAGCUUAAAAAUUAAUUGCAAUUCAAACCAUCUAUAAAAUAUGCCAUAUUUUUCUGUAAAUUAUUGUUGGAAUGGAAAGAUACAAGACGGUUAUAUACAUUCAACAUACGGUACAUAAGUACUGUAUUUGUUUAUUAUAACAAUAAAUCAACAAGAUGGCAUUAAAUAAAAAGAUAAAUGUUAGUACAAGUUAUAGAAAUUUUAAAUUAAAACCCCUCUUAUUGUUUUCGUUUUAAUAAAAUUUGUAAAAUUUUCAAUCAAAAAAAUAAAUGAUGUCAAUAAUUACACAAUGCUCAUGUGGUGCUGAAACCCAUAAAAUCAGUUGCACCCAAGCGCCAGCAGGCGACAAAACUCCAAAAAGCACAACAAGUGCACAUGACACUGUGCUGUCAUUUUAAUCUGUAUGAGCAGGGCAUUUGUUUUAAUUGCGUCAAAUAUUUUAACGUGAUUAGGGUUGUUCCGAUCAUGUUUUUUUGGUCCCGAUCCGAUCCCGAUCGUUUUAGUUUGAGUAUCUGCCGAUCCCGAUAUUUCCCGAUCCGAUUGCUUUUUUUUGCUCCCGAUUCAAUUCCAAUCAUACCCGAUAAUUUUUCCCGAUCAUAUACAUUUUGGCAAUGCAUUAAGAAAAACAUGAAUAAAACUCGGACGAAUAUAUACAUUCAACAUACAGUACAUAAGUACUGUAUUUGUUUAUUAUGAAAAUAAAUCCUCAAGAUAGCAUUUACAUUAUUAACAUUCUUUCUGUGAGAGGGAUCCACGGAUAGAAAGACUUGUGACUUUGUAUAUUGUGACUAAAUAUUGCCAUCUAGUGUAUUUGUUGAGCUUUCAGUAAAUGAUACUGCAGCCAUUCAACCCAAAUGCAUGAUGGGAAGUGGAACCAUGACUGUGCGUAGUGCUACCAAUUCAUGUAUCUUCUCUGCGUUGGGAAAUAAUAUACGGUGUUAAGAAAAAGAUCAAUUGCUACCUUGCUUCCCCACAUUGCUUCCCAUGAUAUUUUGUAAUCGUAGGGAGAGGGAUUGUAAGGCUUUAGCCGAUUAAAAAAAGGCUCCAAAGGCUUCCAAAAUUCACUCUACUCAUUUUACACUGCCUUUUAUCUCUCUAAAUGGGUAAAAUGGCACCAUUACAGAUUGAGUGCGACAAUGCGUGAGUGGGUCGUGCAACGCAUGCAUUAAUUGCGUUAAAUAUUUAACGUGAUACAUUUUUAAAAAAUUAAUUACCGCCGUUAUCGGGAUAAAUUUGGUAACCCUACCUUAAGCCUAAACUAAAGACUCUGGAUGAGUGUAACAUAUUAUGUCUGUAACGUUAAAUACAAUUAGAAAAGUCGUGAAACUGAAAAUAAGGAAAAACAUUGCAAUAAAAUAAUACACACUGGUUAAACUUGAGAGUAGCUGAGCUCUGUCAUGACAGAACAUCGCUUCAAUGAUAUCUGGCACCAUCUAGUGCCGUGAAUGGGUAUAACUUCUAGACCGCAAAUAGAAGACGACCAUCUGUUUUUCAGUCUUAUAUUCGGGCCAAUAUGGUAUAUCAAAAUGCAUGUAUAGUUAUAAGCUGCUGUUUUUUUCUGCCCAGAUGGCUAUAUGCUUUUUCAGAUCUCAAUUUUAGAUAUUUUUGUCUGUUAGUCUAUGCUCAUACCGCAUGUCAAUUCCAAUUACUUAGUCCAUAGUCCAUAUGUGACAUGUAUGAACAUUCCAAUUCCCAUCUUUUCACAUUGGCCUCUUUCAUAUGUGGAUAUAAAUCAGAUAUGUAUCCAAUGCUCCACUGCACUAUGAACCAAAAAGGCUUAAACGCCUCUCCCUGGUGCAGGAACAAAAGUCUGCAGCACACUGGGCUGGCGUUAUGCGAAAAAUAAACGAAAUAAUGAACUCUUAUCCGUACACAUUUGAACUAUACGCCAUUAGCAAAUGAAAUAUGUCGCCACUGUUCGAGAAAGCCGACAAGAUAUAGUGCAAAAAUACCACGUGCUAGCAGACUUUUAAAAAAAAAAAAAAAAAAAAAUGUUGGUUCCAGUAGCGUAAAAUGCUCAAAAAUUGCUACAAAAGCAUGACUGCUGAAAGCUCCCGAAGAGACCAUAUUUGCUUCUAUAAA